UGGAUCGAAAAGCGACGGUGUUUUCAUCUCUCUCUGUCUCUUCCCCUCUAACACGUGUGUGUGCGCGAGCGCGCGUGGUGCGUCAGUGUGUGCGCGUGCCUGUGCGUACAUGUAUACCGGAUGCCCGGUGUAUACGCGGGCGGCGGCAGCGUCGUCACGCGGCGAUGAACGCCGAUGACACACGGGGCUCUCGAGAGGCAACUUCUUCGUCGGGUGGCGCGCGUUGUCGGACGGGCCAGGACUCCUCGCGGCGGCAACGGCAGCAGCAGCAGCAGCGGCGGCGGCGGCGAGCACGCCCGCCGUGCCUGCUGGCGGCACCAGGACUCGCGGAGCAACGACAAGCUGCACACCUCGGAUCGAUCGACGGCCGGAGAGCGGCGCUCGGAGGUGGUGAACGUUGAAGAGGAAAGAGGACGACGCGGAGGAGUCGAUCCGCCGUCGAAGGUAAAGCGAGGUGGAACCGGUUGAAAAAAGAGAAGAAAAAAAGAGGAAGGCUGAAAGCGAAGAGAGACGGCGGUGUGGUAGUGGAGACGGCAGAGGGGUCGAAAGGUUGAGCGACCUACGGAUCAAGACGAGGAGGAGGAGGUGGCGGAGAGAAAGGGGCGAUGGGGAGAGGGCAGGAGGGUUAAGAGAAGGAGGGGGAGAACGACCGGAGAAGAAGGACGGAGAAAUGAUCUUGGUAGGUGAUUGGCAAAGUGCUGUGGUGGUCGACUCCUCGACGAAAGGCAGAUAGCGCCAUUAGUCGUUGCCGGGGCACGGAACAUCGGGCCCAUGCGCGUUACGGCCCUGGCCGUGGGCGAAGAAGGGGGGGAGGAGGAGGAGGAGGACGAGGAAGAGGAGGCGGAGGGCCGUGCGGGGCACCACCACGGGGCCCGCGGGCCCGCGAUGCGCUCCGCGGUUGCCGCGACAGUGGGGGGCAGGAGUCAAUGGUCCAUCACGACGUGUCCGAUUUUCUUUGUGCUGUUGCUGUUGCCCGUUUGGAUUCCGAUGGCCGUCGUCGACGCGUCUCCCCUUCAUCCCGCACCACCGCACAGAGAUAUCACGCGCUCAUAUAUCAGGUACUACGAGGCAGCUGUAUACGACACCGUAGCCUUGAAACGACAUCGCAACCGGAUACGUCGCGACGUCACCGACUCCGAGCAACCCCUGAUUUUGAACCUGAAGACGCUCGAUAGAUCCUGGACGAUACGCUUGUUUCGUGACGCGAGCCUGUUUAGCAAAGAUGUAUCCUUCGAGAGCACGAAUGGACCGAUAUCCUUCGACACAUCGCAUUCCUACGUCGGCACUGUUUUGGAGGAUGAGAGCGCCGUGGUGCAGGGUGUCGUUACGCAAGAUGGUCUCUUCGACGGCAGUGUCGUGACCAGAUUCGAGGAGUACUACAUCGAGCCGUCGAGCAGGUAUUUGAAUAAAAAUGAAGACACGUCGCCGCCCUAUCACAGCAUAGCUUAUCGCACCUCCGAUGUUACCACCCCGCCACAUCCAUUACCCUGUGCCAGUCAUCAGCUGCAUCAAAAGGGGUCUCUUCGUGAUUCCUUCGAUAGAUAUAGGUACAACAAUUCUCAAGCAUUCUACGAGCCUCUACUCGGCGAGCACGUUGCUCUCUACUCGAGGGAAAACAAUGCGAGAGUGUUAACAUUAGAAACGAAUAAUGACGUCGAGUACACGGACGCCGUGAACGGCAGAGAUCGGAUCGCGAGGCAUCUGCACAAGCGCGCGACGGUAGAUCCCCGGAAAACUACCUGCAUGCUCUACUUGCAAGCGGACCAUCAGUUUUUCGCGCGAUACGGCACGGAGGAAGCCUGUAUCGAGGUGAUGACGAGGCACGUGCAAAGAGUCAACUCCAUCUACAAACACACAGAUUUCAAUCAAGAUGGACGGCCGGAUAAUAUCAGUUUCAUGAUCAAACGCGUCAAGGUGCACAGCGAGGAUGCAUUGAGGGAUCCUCAUUAUCGUUUUCCGGGCAAUUAUGGGGUGGAGAAAUAUUUAGAGCUCUUUUCAGAGGAGGAUUAUGACGCAUUCUGUCUGGCUUAUAUGUUCACGUAUCGGGAUUUCGAGAUGGGAACUCUAGGUUUGGCAUGGACAGGCGAUCUCAAGAAUGCUGGCGGCGUAUGUGAGAAAAACGGGCAUUACCGCGGCAGCAUGAAGUCAUUAAACACUGGCAUAGUGACCCUAUUAAAUUACGGAAAGCACGUACCGCCUGCGGUCUCUCACGUUACUUUGGCUCACGAGAUCGGCCACAACUUCGGCUCGCCGCACGAUCCGGAACAAUGUACACCGGGCGGAGAGGAUGGCAACUUUAUAAUGUUCGCCCGUGCUACUAGCGGGGACAAGCGUAACAACAAUCGCUUCAGUCCAUGUAGCUUGAAUGCCAUAAAUCCAGUGCUCAACAGCAAAGCACGUUCUCCAAAGGGAUGCUUCACCGAACCGCAAGUAUCGUUGUGCGGCAACGGCGUGGUGGAGGAGGGCGAGGAGUGCGAUUGCGGCUGGGAGGAGGAUUGCAGGGACUCGUGCUGCUAUCCCCAGCGCCGUUAUCCGCCGUCCGAGGAGACCCCGUGCACUCUCACACCGCGCGCGGUGUGCAGUCCUAGUCAAGGUCCGUGCUGUACCAGCGAAUGUAAUCUCCGUUUCGGAGACAAGUGCAGAGAUGACAACGGCUGUCGCGAUGCGAGCUUCUGCGACGGUCGUUCCCCAUACUGUCCGCCAUCCAUUAACAAGCCUAAUAAGACCAUUUGCAACCGCGAGCUGGUUUGCUUCAUGGGGGAGUGCACUGGCAGCAUUUGCCUAGCAUACGGACUGGAAUCUUGCCAAUGCAUACCAGGCCCGAACGAUCCGCCGACGAAGGCUUGCGAGUUAUGUUGUCGACUUCCCGGGGAAAAUCAACCAUGCUUAUCGUCUUUCGAUUGGAAUUCGCCACCGUAUGAUAUUCCCGAUAUGUUCUCAAAGCCAGGAACUCCAUGCAACGAUUAUAACGGCUACUGUGAUGUCUUUCAAAAAUGUCGCGAGGUCGAUCCAAGCGGUCCAUUAGCAACUUUAAGGAAGCUCUUAUUAUCCGACGAGAGCCUCGCCACUUUCAGACGGUGGGUCGCUGAACAUUGGUAUGCAGCCGCUCUGAUAGUUUUUGCGGCGAUAUCAUUACUGGUGGCAAGCAUGAGAUUACUGGGCAAGCGACCGGACUUGAAGCUAAAGUCUGUCACGAUAAUCCAUAGUUCUACGACGGAAACGGUACGGCUUCCGCCGGAAGGUACGGAAGGAGUAACGGUGCAUCCACCAGCGGUACGUGCCAAACUUCCUCUCAGUAGAAAGGUCAGAGAGAAGAGGUGUCAUCGCAAACAUAAAGAUAGUAGCCACACCGACAAGUCUAACAAUAAGGACUCCAAGAAGAAACAAAACCAACAAACAAAGAGAUCAUCUGCAGGGCAAGUCGAUGAUUUUGCGCGAAAGAGACCGGCUGAAAUUUUGGCUGCUGUAACGCAAGAAAAUAAACGGAAGAAGAUCACAUCUGUUAGAGAUAAAGGACAAGGUACUAGCAAUAAUCCAGGCGGUGGAAGCAGCGGCGAUAACGACAAGAGGAAGCGUAAAAAGCAACAUAGAAAGGAAGUAAUUGACUACUCGGCAAUUCAAGCAGAUAAGGAACCAGAAACGAACGCUGAUCCUAAGAGUAAAGUGCGUUCUUGGUUAUUGGCAUCUUCACAAUGUCGACCGGAAACCGGUGCACGGACCAACGUUAACGGAAUGCCGAAAAGUAAAUCGACUCCGGUGGGUCUAACAGCCAGUGGAGGGGCGGUUGGGUCCAGAGUGCCAGUAGCGGAACUAAAGAAUUCGUCGAAUUCUCUCGCCAGGAAGGAACGGGCGAGGCUCCAGGUGGUAUAUAAGCCGCCGUUCAGGUUCAGCGUGAAGCUGCGCAAGUCCGACAAGGUAGCGCAAUCACCGGCCACGGCCGUGAAUCAUACGAACGCGAAUAGCAGAACGGCGAAGCUACCGAGAACCGGGGUGUUGCUGCGAACGGCCAAGAGAAAGGACCGAGUCAGAAUAGGCAGAGCACGACAGAUAGCCCCUACCGGUAUCGGAAACAGCGGCAGCGAUUUACCGGAACCGGCUAACUCCGACUUGCACACCGUACCCUCCGAUUUGGAAGUAUUGCUGUCCGAGAGCGAGUUUCUCUUCUCGGAUACGUGA
Messenger RNA from Cyphomyrmex costatus, 4176 nucleotides. RefSeq names its product disintegrin and metalloproteinase domain-containing protein 10. The transcript has 19 exons. Gene Ontology annotation, biological process: membrane protein ectodomain proteolysis; Notch signaling pathway. NCBI's taxonomy places the organism in Eukaryota, Metazoa, Arthropoda, Insecta, Hymenoptera, Formicidae. The record is from RefSeq and is a predicted model, not a curated record. Gene Ontology annotation, molecular function: metalloendopeptidase activity. The coding region runs from base 772 to 4176 and encodes 1134 amino acids. Gene Ontology annotation, cellular component: plasma membrane.